Molecule: messenger RNA, 1943 nt
Organism: Mobula hypostoma (lesser devil ray)
Lineage: Eukaryota; Metazoa; Chordata; Chondrichthyes; Myliobatiformes; Myliobatidae
Gene: lypla2
Product: lysophospholipase 2
Exons: 10
Coding region: 134-829 (231 amino acids)
Biological process (GO): protein depalmitoylation
Cellular component (GO): cytoplasm
Molecular function (GO): carboxylic ester hydrolase activity; palmitoyl-(protein) hydrolase activity
Source: RefSeq, a predicted model, not a curated record
CGUCAACUCCGGAGACCGGGAUGCGGCUGCUCUGCGUUACCGGCCAGUGAAGGCGGCAGGUGGGCGUCGGGUGGUCGGCGGUCGGGGGGAGCGGGUCAGUGUUCUGCCGGUGGAUGGGUAUCACAGUUGAUGUAUGUGUGGUAACAACAUGUCUUUGCCGCUGCUCGACGAAGCCGCGACAGUGUCUGGGACAGAACGGGAGACGGCAGUGGUUAUUUUCUUGCAUGGACUUGGAGACAGUGGAUAUGCAUGGGCUGAGUCGCUGUCUUCUAUCCGACUUCCCUAUGUGAAAUAUAUCUGCCCUCAUGCGCCAAAGAUGCCUGUGCAAUUGAAAAACUUUGCAUCGAUUCCAUCAUGGUUUGACUUGACUGGAUUAAGUCCAGAUGACGCUGAAGAUGAAGCUGGUAUAAAGAAAGCUGCUGACUGCAUUAAAGCAAUUAUUGAUCACGAAAUCAAAAAUGGUAUUCCUUCACAUAGGAUCAUCCUGGGAGGAUUUUCACAAGGUGGUGCACUGUCUCUCUACACUGCUUUAACAAGCCAUCAUAAGUUAGGUGGUGUUAUAGCCCUGAGCUGCUGGCUCCCUCUUCAUAAAUCAUUCCCACAGGCCGCAGGCAGCAAUGUCAACAAGGACAUCAGCAUCCUGCAGUGUCAUGGGGAAAUGGAUCCUGUGAUAACAUUAAAAUUUGGUUUUAUGACUUUGCAUAAACUAAAGACAAUCGUCAAUCCAGAAAACAUUCAGUUUAUAACAUACUUAAUGCAGCACUGCACAUGUCAACAGGAAUUGGUCGCAGUGGAAGACUUCAUUGCCAAGCAGCUUCCACCAGUCUAACUGAAGAUAGCAAACCACUAAACCCCACUACUAUUUUAAGUCUCGUCCAAAAAUUGAAACCAGUUCAGAUGCAAGCGACCUCAAUUCUUUUAUUGGCCACUUCAUUUAUAAUUGUUAAUAUUUUUUCUACAGUUGCUUUGAGUUGGUGUAUCUUCAGGCACUUCAAGGUUCCUUUUGGAUGAUAAUUUAUUUACAAAGAUGUACUUGUUCAGUUUUAACACUUCCCAGCUCAGAUGAUUAGUCAAUGAUUCCUAACAAUUUAUUUUUAAGUACUCCCAUUCCAACAGCACCAUUUCCUCGACACCGGAUUCAAACCUCAAGUCAAGUAAAAUUUAUUAUCAUAUGCAUAUAGUUGUUCAAUGAAAAACUCAGUUCAUUUCUGCCCCCAUACGUGGAGCCGAUUAUCAAAAUUUGCUCAUUGUGGUAAUGAUGUUAAGCUCUCUGAUUUACUUGUAGAUCUGGGGUUGUGGUCAGACCUCAACUAGCCUGGUUACAUUACCAUUAAUAAUGAGAUUGUGAAUACUGUAUUAGUUAUAAGUCACAAGAUUUAAUGGGUUUGAUUAUAGAUUCACUAAUGCAUGCAGCAAACGUUUGCCACUUUGGAACUCAGAUCAGUAACAACUUUUAAAUCUCCCAUGCCUGCAUGAGGCAUGGCCUGGAGUGUUCAGGGUUUGGGUUUCUGUGGAGGAGAGAGUAAUGGAUGCGAAUUGCCCUAGCAGAGUUGUGGCCAGCUCUUGUGCAAUUACGGAACAGAACUGAUGACAAAGAGUAAAAAUAGUAAAGAUUAACCCACAGUGGAAAUAAAUGUGGUUGCUGAUUGGACAAUUUUAAAUUGAUGACAUCAGAACAUCUCAGUGCAUUGUGGUUGAUAGCAUAGAUUAUUAAAGGGUAUCAGCACCUCAUCUAAUGCUGAGAGGGGAAUUACUGACACUGCGGGAACUACUGGUCCAUACUUCUAUAGAAUCCCUAGGAGGGAACAGGCUCUAGUAGGGGGAGUGUGAAAGUGACAGCCCAGUGUGGGAACAGGAACCUUUCUCCUGGAAUAGCACUCUGAUUGAAGGGUUUGUCAUCUAUGAUCCUAAAUAAAAAAGAUGAAUAUUAGAUUAAACCGAUG